CUUUAUAAGAGGCCUGCCGCCGUAGCUCAUGUUAGGUCUCCAGCAUGGCCACGUUAACGUUUGAGAGGGAGAACCGGGAGCGCAUCCAGGCCGUGGAGAAUUCCUUUGGUCCAGCAGGGACGCCCCUAUCCAUUCCGGGUCGGGUUCUGAUGGGAGAGGGCCGUCUGAUGAAGCAGGGGCGUCGGAAGCCCGAGCCGAAGGAUUUCUUCCUCUUCAACGAUGUGCUGGUGUACGGCAGCGUCUUCCUCAACGGCCGCUGGCACAGAAAGCAGAAAGUGGUCCCUCUAGAGGACAUCCAGUUAGAGGACAUGGAGGAUGGUGAGCUACUGAAAAACCAAUGGCUGAUGCGUACACCACGCAAAUCCUUUUAUGUGUCUGCCUCUUCAAGCAAGGAGAAGCGGGCCUGGAUGGAGCACAUCCAAGACUGCCAGUCAAACCUGCUGCAGGGCGGCAGCAGCCAACCAGGUUCCACCUUUGCUGUUACCUGGAUCCCCGACAAGGCCGCCUAUAAAUGCAUGCGCUGCUUAGACAAGUUCACUGCGACCAAGCGUCGACAUCACUGUCGAAAAUGUGGCUUUUUGGUCUGCAAAGCAUGCUCCAAGCAUCGAGCCGUGAUAGACCACAUUCACCCCACAAAGAGGCUGAGGGUGUGCGGCCUCUGCUACAUUAGGAAUGAGAAAGAUGAACAGUCUCGCGUGAGGGGAGACAGCACUGAAAAGAGUAGCUCAGAGGAGGACGAUGAGGCAGCAUCCAGCGAAGAGAAGGAGGAAGAGGAGGAGGAGGAGACGAAGCCGAGCUACGAUUCCAGCAGCUGGCUGGAUGGGACGGGCACCUAUGUUUACCCGAGGCCGAUGCAUGAGCGGGCCCCAGUGCAACAUAACCACAACAACACUGCCACAGUCUCCCAGACGUAGUCUCACAUUGCCAGACCUAUCGCCACAGUGAUGGAGAAUGCUCUGGCUGCACUGCCUAUCUAUUCUCAGAUAUUAUUACUUUUUAACCAAUCAUAAUCACUGAUAGCAAGAGGAGAGGGACAUCCGGCGUGUGAAAGACACAUCCGAUGUCAGCGCUGUGGUAAAAUCUUAAAACUCAGUGACAUUAUGAUGGGAGAUGGUGUCAGACUGUAGUCUUUUCAAAGUCUUGUCAGAGUCUUCUAGCGUAUGGUAGGCAUUACUCACUAGCGACUUUAUUUCUAAAAAGUAGUUAGCAACAUAUUAUGUGACUUUAGACCAUCAGGAAAAAAGUAAGAUAUAUUAUAUUGUAUAUUUCAAUCAAUUUUUAGUAUCAAAUCAUAACAAGAGUUAUCUCAAGACACUUUACAGAUAGAGUAGGUCUGGACCACACUAUAAUUUACAAAGACCCAACAAUUUCCCACGAGCUAGCAUUUGGUGCAACAGUGGUGAGGCAAAACUUCCUUUAGGCAGAAACCUAGACAGACCCAGGCUCUUUGUGGGCGGCAUCUGUCACUGCCGGUUUAGAUACAGACACUAAUACAGAUAGAGAAAUAUGAUUCAGAAUAAUUAUAGCAGUUGGAGUGAUGAAAAGUGGCACUUAUGUUUAUUAUAUUGUAAUUCAUUCCCAUGCAUGCAGUUCGGAGUAAUCACAGUCCACGGCUCUUCUGCCAAAAGCACAGGGUCUCUCUCACUCCUCUUGCGGUGUGAGAAACAGGCAGUCGGCCAGCACAGCCACUGAACUUGCUAGCUACGUUCAUCGGAAAAGAGUUGGCAACGCUGGACUACUCAGAUGUAACUGACGUUUACCAUCAUUUAGCAUCAUUAAGUAUUGUAUUUAACAAUGAAUUGAGUAUUGCCUUAAAAAGUAGUUUCAAAGUUAUCCUUAAAAAUGAAAUUGUGUGUUGUAUUUGCACGGGCCACCAUGCACUUUUUACACUGGAGACUUCAAGUCAAAAAUCACAUUUAUCUUCUCCGAGUGUUAUUGUUAUUUGAUGUCAGGGGAUGUUGAGAACAGUUUAUUUAGGGCCUUGGUUAGGGCCACUGUUUACAUAUAAAAAAAAACAUUUGUUCAUAUGCGCUCUUUCAUUUUGCUUUGAAAAUGAUUUUAAAACAAUAAAGCUCAAAACAGCUGAA
Molecule: messenger RNA, 2087 nt
Organism: Perca fluviatilis (European perch)
Lineage: Eukaryota; Metazoa; Chordata; Actinopteri; Perciformes; Percidae
Product: pleckstrin homology domain-containing family F member 2-like
Exons: 2
Coding region: 45-914 (289 amino acids)
Molecular function (GO): phosphatidylinositol binding; metal ion binding
Source: RefSeq, a predicted model, not a curated record